GGCCUCUGAUGUGCUGUGAUCCGGCCUUUAUUUUGAAGGCCAGAAGCGGAAGCGGAGCGUGUGAUGACGGCAGCGGCAGCAGCAGCUGAGGAGGCGGCAGGUGAAUGAUUCACACUUUAAUUCUUCACGUUCCACCUGAACUACGGUAAAUACACCGAGAGCAGGAGCCGCGGAGCGAGAUGCGUGUGCGUGUGCGUCUGUGACGAGUUCAAACUACAACCACCGCAGCUCGGAAGGGACAAAAAGACCCGAGUCAACACGCCGCCGCAGACUUAGCAGGUCAGUUGUGAGAGGAGGAACCUCAGUGGUGCAGCCAUGUUGUCGGCGGAGGAGAUUCUGUGUAACACGCAGCAGGUGAUCGCAGGGCUGGAGGCUCUCAGGGGAGAGAAUCGCAGUCUGCUGGGGAGCUUGCAGGAGGCGAUGGAGAGCCGGUCUGCGUCAGAGAGCGGCAGCGUGGAGCAGGAGAAGAGCGGCAGCGUGGAGCAGGAGAAGAGCGGCAUCAUCCGUCAGUCACUGGAGAGGAUAGAGCUGGGGCUGAGCGAGGCACAGGUGAUGAUGGCGUUGUCGGCUCACCUGGGAUCGCUGGAGGCCGAGAAACAGAAGCUGCGAGCUCAGGUGCGUCGUCUCUGUCAGGAGAACCAGUGGCUGAGAGAUGAGCUGGCCGGUGCUCAGCAGCGGCUGCAGGACAGAGAGCAGGAGGUGGUCACCCUGGAGGAGCAGAACAGACAUCUGCAGUUCAUGUCGUCCAUACGCAAAUACGACCUGGAGGAGCCUCACCUGGAUGACAAAGACACAUCCUCCAAAAAAGAGUCUCUGGAUGAUCUAUUUCCCACUGAUGAUGAGGAACAGUCCCAGAUGUCCCAGCCUCACCACAGCAGUGCAGCCGCUGCAGCCCAGCAGGGCGGCUACGAGAUCCCCGCCCGCCUUCGAACGCUCCACAACCUCGUCAUCCAGUACGCCUCCCAGGGACGAUACGAAGUCGCCGUGCCGCUCUGCAAACAAGCUUUGGAAGACUUGGAGAAGUCUUCAGGCCACACGCACCCAGAUGUCGCCACCAUGCUGAAUAUACUGGCGCUGGUGUAUAGAGACCAGAACAAAUACAAAGAAGCAGCCAGUCUGUUGAACGACGCGCUGGCGAUCAGGGAGAAAACUCUCGGGAUGGACCAUCCAGCUGUGGCUGCAACACUCAACAACCUGGCAGUGCUCUAUGGGAAAAGAGGGAAAUAUAAGGAAGCAGAGCCGCUAUGUAAACGAGCUCUGGAGAUCAGGGAGAAGGUUCUAGGUAUAGACCACCCAGAUGUGGCCAAGCAGCUGAACAACCUGGCUCUGCUGUGUCAGAACCAGGGGAAGUACCAGGAGGUGGAGCUGUACUACGAACGAGCUCUGCACAUUUACCAAAGCAAACUGGGACCAGACGACGCCAAUGUGGCAAAGACCAAGAACAACCUGGCCUCAUGUUAUCUCAAACAGGGGAAAUACAGACAAGCUGAGGCUCUUUACAAAGAGAUCCUGACCCGAGCACAUGAAAAGGAGUUUGGAUCAGUAGAAGGUGAAGGUCGUCCCAGCUGGUCCGGAGCAGAGGACGCUGGUUCCAGACCGGACGGACUCAGUAACCUGAAGCGCAGCGGCUCCUUCACCAAGCUCCGAGAGUCGAUACGCAGAAGCAGCGAGAAACUGGUCCGCAAGCUAAGAGGAGUCGAGCUGGAGGAAACGACCCCGAGGAAUGCUGGGAUGAAGAGAGCCAACUCUCUGAAUGUGCUGAAUGUUGGAGCCAGAGAAAGUCAGGAUGGUGCAGAGUCGAGCCGUUUGACAGAUAUCCGAGGCCUGAGCUCCAGCACGCUGAGUCUGACGAGACGGGGCUCACUGGGGGGGACCAGCUAACACACACACACACACACACACACACACACACACACACACACACACACACACACACACACACACACACACACACACACACACACACACAUGUCCUCACUGACUGGACAGAUGUUCAUACUCUGACUGUUAAGUUAUAAACUCGCAGCCCAGAAUCGAUCGCUUCAAUUAGAUGAAUUCCCCUUUUGUAAAUGAGGGGAACAGAGAGAAACAUCACGACCACACCUUGAUAGAUUUACAUUGCAUGUUUCCUUCCUGUUCACUUGAAAUUAACAUAAUUCCUUCAUGGAUGUAGAUUUAAAAUCAACUCAGUUUCUUUUCAGUUUAUUUAUUUUUACUCAAAAGUUAAAAAGUUUAUGGACUGGAAACUCAUUUGUUGAAAAUAAAGACUUUUUAAAACAUUGACUUUAACACUGUAAAAACACACUUUAAAGUUCCCAGUAAUCUGUUAAGAAGUCGAGGUUGUGUCCCUCGUGCUGGUUUUCGCCUUUUCAGGAACAUUUUAUUCUGAUGACACUGAAAAAAGGUUAUUUACGUUUUAAAUUAUUUUUUUUAAGUUUAACAGGUUUAUUGAAAUGAAAGCUUAUCAUUUUUUAAAAACCUGGUUUUUAAGGAGAAAAGGGACGUAAACGUAUUUUUGCACAAUGAUCAAAAAUGUGUUUGUGAAAAUUUGAAUGUGACAUUUGGUUUACGAGGGCAAAGUUUAUACUGUUUAAAGAAAUGUAUUUAAGUAAGAUAAAUGUUUUUGCCUUUAAAAUGUGCAGGUCAUUGAAUUAAUAUUUAAUAUUUCCAGAUGAUAAUCAUAAAAACACAAAUGAGUUACUUUAGCUGCUUUGCACCACAUUCCAGUUCUGUCAUUCCAUUUUAUGAAAAUAAGGAAUAACUUAAGAAACCCAACACCAGCUCUUGCACAUAUCUGACUCCAAUCAAAUCAAUGGGGAAGUGGUGUCAGACUUUUGGACACGUAGAAUAUCAAUUAAUAUGUCAUUUUAGUUCACACGCCUCAAUAUUCAGAAAAUUAUGAAUUUUACCAUUUUAUACAUUUGAGUUUAUAAUUCAUUUCUAUUCAGUUCAGAACGUAGUUUUAUGCUACAUGGAUUCCCAAAGUUGUUGUGUGCCUGAGUCACUGUUGUUAUGGUUACCUGCUGCACCUACUGAUUUCUUUUGGGCAGCGAAAAGUUGUGAACAAAGUUUACAUAUCAAUGUUUGAGUUGAUAUCGUUAAACUUGUUAACAAACAGUUGCUCAAUCUGACAUGAAACAGUAACAGACCAACUUAAACUUUUAUUCAGAUGUUUCUUGCCACCAUGUGAAGUCGAACAUUCGAAGUCCUGAGGGGAACAUCUGGCUCUUUAGCUGCUAAAUGCUCGAUGCUCUGUUCACCAGCUCGUCU
Messenger RNA from Hippoglossus stenolepis (Pacific halibut), 3270 nucleotides. RefSeq names its product kinesin light chain 3 (gene klc3). Gene Ontology annotation, biological process: axo-dendritic transport. Gene Ontology annotation, molecular function: kinesin binding. NCBI's taxonomy places the organism in Eukaryota, Metazoa, Chordata, Actinopteri, Pleuronectiformes, Pleuronectidae. The coding region runs from base 316 to 1881 and encodes 521 amino acids. Gene Ontology annotation, cellular component: cytoplasm; membrane-bounded organelle; kinesin complex. The transcript is spliced from 14 exons. The record is from RefSeq and is a predicted model, not a curated record.